AUGCGCACUUGGACAAAGAUAAACAAGUUCUCUCUUGGUUCAGCACUGACUUCAUUUACCAAAUCAUACCCGGAUAGCGCUCUGAACCGGAUCAGGUCCAUGUUCAAAUCCAUAAAGAAAAAGUUAAAUGUCACCUCAGAUGAUCCCACUUACACGGUCGUAUAUUUAGGAAAUUCUACCACCAUUCAGUCAAAAGGAGAGGGAUGCACGGAUGUGGCCAUCAAUAAAAUCUGGAAUAAAAGCAAGAUGGGCAAAAACGGCAGCAAAAUGCAUCUGACCAUCAGCGCUGAGGGAAUACGCAUGGUCCACUCUGAUGAGAAGUCCAAGAAACCAGGACAUCUGUACUUACUUCACCAAAUCAUUUACUGCAUAGCCAAUCCGAGGCUUCCCAAUAUCUUUGUGUGGAUUUACAGACACGAGAUGAAGCAUAAAUCGGUGAUGCUGAGAUGUCAUGCAAUCCUGGUGUCCAAACCUGAGAAGGCGAAAGCGAUGGCACUUCUGCUCUAUCAGACCUCAAGCACAGCGCUGUGCGAGUUUCAGAGACUCAAACGAAGAGAAGAUGCCAGACAUCAGCAACAGAACUUCAUAGGAGAGCAAACUGUUCCUCUGGUGCCAAAGAGGAAGAUGAUGAACAUGUACAAACCUCCAGUGGAGCGUAGCAGAAGUGCUCCUAAACUCCACUCCAUCACCGAAGACCUGAUUGGGGAAAGGGAGGAGGAGAGGGCCAUGCUCUUUGAGGAGUUUCUGGAUGAUGGCAGUUUUGAGGGCAGCAAAGAGGAAUUAUGCCUCAUAAUCAGUGAACUUGGAGAACUGUCAAUAGGAAUUGAUGUGAAGUGGCUGUGUGGAGAGGGCACUGGCAGCGAAUCAUCCAUAGACAGUAAUAUAGAGUUGAGCUCUGGGACUGAUUCAGAUGAGUUCACAGAUGGCAAACAUUGUUUACCUCCUUUGAAACAAUUGUUGGAUUGA
Molecule: messenger RNA, 966 nt
Organism: Xyrauchen texanus (razorback sucker)
Lineage: Eukaryota; Metazoa; Chordata; Actinopteri; Cypriniformes; Catostomidae
Product: protein FAM43A-like
Exons: 1
Coding region: 1-966 (321 amino acids)
Source: RefSeq, a predicted model, not a curated record